AUGCCCACUACAAUCCUCUCCAGCACCACACGCCGUGUGCUUAUGUUGGAUAUUACACUGCGGUUCCGUUAAAUCUGUUGAACGCGUCUUUCUCCGCGCGUCCAGAAACACGCCGGUCGGUCUGAAGCGCGUCGGAACCCAUUUGCAGCCGCUGCCUUUGUGGGUCGGCUGUGGAUUGACUUAAUGCCUCCUUUAAAAGCCCUCUUCGGGGUUUUAAGUUCAAGAAAACACCCGGAACCUUCGCCUUCUCGCCUUUGACUCUUACAGGAGAAUUAAAUGUUUAUUUUGUGGCACCGGUGGAGCGCGAGAUCUUGCCGGUUGCGGACGAUGCUCAGCGUUUUUGUAUAAAACACCUUGUCGGUAAAACUUUACCUCAGAAAACACAGUGGAUAACUUGUGCGUUUCCCCGAGAUUAUUUUGUGUAUUUUUUUUUUUUACCUUAGAAAGUGAUGGCGGAGCGGGGGGCACGGCUGCUUGUUUUUUUCGCAAGUCUCAUCGUUCUCCGGUUCGGCGGUGCGGAUAAAGGUUCUGGCAUUCGAGGUUUUACCCCGUUCAGGUUCUCGGUCGAACCCGUCGACACGCUGGCCGUACGCGGCCUCCCCGCUGUCCUGAACUGCUCAGCCGCUAGCGACGCUCCGGUGAGGGUGGAAUGGAAGAAGGACGGGACGUUCCUGAACCUGGUGGCGGACGACCGGAAGCGGCAGCUAGUGGACGGCUCAUUGCUCAUCAGUACGGUGGUCCACUCCAAACACAAUAAGCCUGACGAGGGGGUGUACCAGUGCGUGGCCACCAUCGACAAUCUGGGCACCAUCAGCAGCCGAACCGCACGACUCACAGUGGCAGGACUUCCACGUUUCCUCAGACAGCCGGAGGGCAUGUCGGUGCGCAUUGGCGGCACUGAGAUGCUGAGCUGCGAGGUGACGGAAGAGCUCGUCCCGUUCACCCGCUGGGAGAGGGAUGGUCGGCCCGUGGAGCUGGACGACAGGGUCAUACAGCUGCCCAGCGGAGCUCUGGUCAUCAGCAACGCCUCCCGGAGCGACGCCGGACUCUACCGCUGCACCAUAGACGGCCUGGGACCGGCCAAAACCACAGAGGAGGCAGAACUACACGUGUCUGCAGAUUCUGGUGUUGAAGAAAAACUGGAGACUCUCCAGGGCCAAGUUGCUGUGGCGAAGGUUGUCGGGGAGAGCGUGUUGUUGCCAUGCGUCAUGAAGGGAUACCCUGUGCCAAUGAUUCGCUGGACGUUUAACGACCGGCCAAUUGACGAGAGCCAUGAGCGUUUUGCUGUGAUUGGCAGGGGAAGCCUGCAGAUCGUCAACCUGACCGAAGAGGAUGCUGGGAUAUACGUCUGCCAGACGGACAGCGGCAACAUGACCAGCGAGAUCCAGGCAGAGCUCACGGUGCACGUUCCUCCACGGUUCUUGACGAGACCCUCCAACACUUACGCCCAGGAGUCCAUGGACAUCAUCUUUGAGUGUGACGUCACCGGCUCGCCGCCGCCCACCGUCAAAUGGAUGAAGGAUGGAGACACGGUCAUUCCCAGUGAUUAUUUCAGGAUAGUGAAGCAGCAUAACCUGCAGGUUUUGGGUUUAGUAAAAUCUGAUGAAGGUUUUUAUCAGUGUUUAGCGGAGAACGACGCCGGGAACGUCCAGGCGAGCGCUCAGCUGAUCAUACUGGAUUUAGACGUUGCCCUUCCUUCACUGACCGAUGCCACUACUGACCAUGUAGCGUCCAGCCCGUCCGAGCGCAACGACCCGACGCCCUCCGCCCCGCGUGAUGUCGUGGCGUCUCUAGUGUCCACUCGAUUCAUCAAGCUGACGUGGCGCCUUCCUGCCGAGCCACACGGGGAGAACAUCACCUACUCUGUGUUCUACAGUCUGGAAGGCACUAACAGGGAGCGUGUGGAGAACACCAGCGGACCGGGAGAGAUCCAGGUCACCAUCCAGAACCUCGUCCCCGACACCAAGUACACCUUUCGGGUGGUCGCGGCCAACGCUAACGGCCCGGGCGAGAGUUCCACCUCACUUACAGUGGCCACCCAGCUGGAAGUUCAGGUCCCGGGUCCGGCUCCGAAUCUGCAGGUGGUCUCCGUCAGCACUGCCUCAGUCACGCUGAGCUGGGAGAGACCCAGCACUGGAAACGGCGAGAUCCAGACCUACAAACUCUUCUACAGCGAGAAGGGACAAGACUCGGAGCAGGACAUGGACGUCACGGGUCUGUCCUACACUGUGACGGGCCUCAAGAAGUUUACAGAGUACAGUUUCAGGGUUGUGGCGUACAACAAACACGGCCCCGGCGUCUCCACUGAGGAUGUUGUGGUCCGAACGCUGUCUGACGUGCCGAGCGCCCCGCCGCAGAACCUCACUCUGGAGGUCCUGAACUCAACGAGCAUCAUGGUCCGAUGGCAGCCGCCUCCCCCUGGUACCCUGAACGGAGAGCUGACGGGGUAUAAAUUACGCUACCGGAAAGGACUCAGGAGAGCAGACACAAUAGAGAUCUCAACCACACAGCUCUUUCUGCUCAUUGACGGUCUGGAGAAGGGAAAGGUUUACACCGUGAGAGUGUCGGCCUCCACCGUGAACGGAACCGGCCCGACAACCGAGUGGAUCGCAGCCGAAACCUUCGAGAACGACCUGGACGAGUCUCAGGUUCCAGGAGUGCCGAGUUCUCUUCAUGUUCGUCCGCUGGUGAACCGAAUCGUGGUGAGCUGGACUCCUCCAGAAAACCAGGACAUUUUAGUGCGAGGUUAUAAAAUCGGAUACGGAAUCGGCAGCCCUCACGCCCACACAGUCACUCUGGAUUACAAGCAGCGUUUCUACAGCAUCGAUAACCUCGAUCCCAGUUCCCAUUACGUCAUCACCCUCAAGGCGUUCAACAACAUGGGCGAAGGCAUUCCCAUCUACAACAGCGCCACCACGAGACCUCAAUCCGCACCUGACCCCACACCCAUGCUGCCCCCGGUGGGCGUUCAGGCCACCGUCCUCAGCCAGGACACAGUCAAAGUCAGCUGGGCCGACAACUCGCUCGCCAAGAACCAGAAGAUCACCGACUCCAGAUAUUACACUAUCCGCUGGAAGACCAACAUCCCCGCCAACACCAAAUACAAGAUGGCAAACACCACGUCUCUGUUCCAUACGGUAACGGCUCUGAAGCCCAACACGCUUUAUGAGUUCUCCGUUAUGGUGACCAAGAGCCGCAGGAGCAGUACAUGGAGUAUGACGGCCCACGGGACCACCUUUGAGUCCAUACCCAGCUCUGCUCCGAAAGAUGUGACUGUGAUCAGUAAAGAGGGAAAUCCUCGAAUCAUCAACAUCAACUGGCAGCCUCCGACUGAAGCCAACGGCAAAAUCACAGGGUACAUCAUCUACUACAGCACCGAUGUGAACGCCGAGGUCCAUGAUUGGGUGGUGGAGCCCGUGGUGGGAAACAGACUGACCCAUCAGAUUCAGGGGCUGACGCUGGACACCACAUACUACUUCAAGAUCCAGGCGAGAAACUCCAAAGGCAUGGGACCCAUGUCAGACGCGGCGCAGUUCCGCACCCCGAAAGCUGAGCCAUCGGACAAAAUGUCAAGUGAUCAAGGGCUGCAAGUCAAACCCGGUCACCCGACUCUACCGGAGCACGGGAUUGGAUCAAACAUGGAUAAACCAGGCAUCACGGGCAGCCAGGAGAAUCAUAUUCUGGUGAUCGUGGUGAUUGUCUCUGUUGGUGUGUUCACCAUCAUCGCUGUGGUCGUGGGGGCCAUCCUGUGCACACGCCGCUCCAACUCCCACCAGAAAAAGAAACGUGCGGCCUGUAAGUCCAGCACCGGCUCCCACAAGUACAAGAGCUCAUCUAAAGACCUGAAACCUCCUGAUCUGUGGAUCCAUCAUGAGCGUGUGGAGCUCAAGCCCAUGGACAAAUCACCCGAGCCCAACCCGGUCAUGACAGAGACGCCCAUCCCGCGGACCGCCCAGGACCCGGCCGCUGAGCCCAGCCAUCAGAGACGGGGUCAUGAGGGGGAGGAGAGCGUGUCCACUUUGGCCGGUCGGAGGGGAGUGAGACCGAAAAUUAUGAUGCCGUUUGACUCUCAGCCUUCCCAGCCUGUGAUUAGCGCUCACCCCAUCCAUUCCCUCGAUCAUCUUCAUCACCAUCAUCAUCACUAUCACCUCCCGCCGCGUGGCUACCUUCAUCACCAGAUCGGCCUGAGAGCGCCUGCCACCCCCAGCACAUUCUCAGACAGGCCUCCGUCUGCAGAAUCUGUGAGGAAUCAGCCCCCUGCACCUGGACCUCCGGUUGCCCCCGGUCAGCCCAACACUACAGCUGAACUGCAGAAGACCGAGGCGGUGAUCAAAGAGGAAGAGCCGCCGAGCAUAAACCCACCGACGGCCCACGUUCGGCCCACACACCCGCUCAAGAGCUUCGCUGUGCCAGCCGUCACCGUUUCCGCUCAUAACCCGCCCGCCUAUGAGACCGCAUUACCCAGCACCCCUCUGCUGGCACAGCCAGUGCCCAGCGUGAAGAUGGCGUCUAUCGGGACACUAAAUCGAGUUCGAGCUCCGAUGGCAGUAACAGUCCCCAGUGCACCUGACCAAUCAGAAACCAGCAAGAUGCUGGACAUGGUGAGUGCUGGAGACACGUCUCACUUCCUGUAA
Messenger RNA from Sinocyclocheilus rhinocerous, 4634 nucleotides. It is a transcript of the gene neo1b, whose product is annotated as neogenin 1b. Gene Ontology annotation, biological process: cell-cell adhesion. The record is from RefSeq and is a predicted model, not a curated record. Lineage: Eukaryota; Metazoa; Chordata; Actinopteri; Cypriniformes; Cyprinidae. Gene Ontology annotation, cellular component: membrane. Gene Ontology annotation, molecular function: protein binding. Bases 450 to 4634 code for a protein of 1394 amino acids. The transcript is spliced from 28 exons.